Yarrowia lipolytica CLIB122 is the source of this 1350-nucleotide messenger RNA. RefSeq lists its product as uncharacterized. Lineage: Eukaryota; Fungi; Ascomycota; Dipodascomycetes; Dipodascales. Gene Ontology annotation, molecular function: protein binding. The record is from RefSeq and is a predicted model, not a curated record.
AUGAUCAAACCCAUGCUGAGAUUUCCAACUCGGACACUGCUCCGACCGGGAACCCUAACCCUUCGAAAUCAGCUUGUCCCCAGCCCUCUUUUUGCGGCUCUCACAUCCAGAUCCAUUUCGACCCUGCCAAACCGACCUUUUACUUCCGCAAGGCUCAGAAAUGGGCCCAUCGCCUCCAGACCCGCCUCAAUCGUCUCCACAAGCGCCAUUAUCUCGUCUGUGCGAAAAUUGCACUCUUCCAACCCUGCUUUUGGCCAAAUUCCGGAAUCUGCUGCCCCAGGUAAAGUACGAAUGCUCAAAGGCACCAGAAAAGUCCUGCUGGCUCUAAUGAUCUCAUACGGCAUCAUUCUGACCGCCAUGGCAUCCAUUCUCAUCGGAACUUACGUCUACCUGGAACUGCAACAGCCCUGGCCAUUGGUUCAAUGGAGCAUGAAGCAGGCCUACAAGGCCAGAGAAGGACUGCUGUACGAGGUGUUCCUGGAGGAUUACGCGUCAGCCAAGCAAUGCUACGAGAAGCUGCUGGAUUCCCUGUCACGUGACAACAAGGGUAAUCUUGUGGAUAUCUCGGGAAAGUCCACCGCCUGGCUUUCUGCCUAUUCGGAUCUUCUUUGUCGAUAUGCAGACAUGUGCAAGAUUGCUGGAGACCUGGACAACUGCAAGCAGGCCUACAUUGGCGCUAUGCAUGUUGAGGGAGGCGAUCUGAACCACAAGUCACGUGCUCUGACCAAUUUGGCAGAAUUGGCCGAGAUGGAAGGUGACCGAGAUGAAGCUGAAGAUCUGCUCAAGAGAGCCUGUGCCUACGGAAAGGAUACUGCUGUCAAGAGCGGAUCUAAUCUCUCCUAUCGGGUGGCUCUUCAUGCCGAGGAUAUGGUUCCUGGAUCACGGGAGUCUUUGGACGCCUCUAUUCACCUGGGUGUCCUCUAUGCUCAAAAGGGAGAGUAUGAGAAGGCUCUUCCCAUUCUGGUUUCGAGUCUGCGAGCAGUCAAAAACUCCAUUCGACAGCAGCGAGGCGCUGUUCUGAGCCGUCCCCUCGAAGCCAACCCUCUCAACUGUCAGAUUCAUGAAUCUUCCUUGCUGUCGGUGUACAUUUCCGAGGUGCUUUGGGCCAGCAACAAGAAGGAUGAGGCUGUCAAGUGGGCUCAAAAGGCGUACAAUGAGGGUUACGUCUAUCAUCGGUCCAACAUUGAGGCAGCCAAAUCUGCCCAGUUGGCCUUGUUGACUCUCAUCAAGAUGGAAAAGUCGUUGGGCAACAAGACCGAGGUGGAAAAGUACCAGGGUCUGCUGGACAAGAUUGAGGUGCCCUCCAAGAACGUGACCAAGUGGGAUUGGUUCAAGUCGGCCUUGCUGUAA